AUGGGGAGGUCGCCGUGCUGCGAGAAGGCACACACCAACAAGGGCGCGUGGACCAAGGAGGAGGACGACCGCCUCGUGGCGUACAUCAAGGCGCACGGCGAGGGGUGCUGGCGCUCGCUGCCCAAGGCCGCCGGCCUGCUGCGCUGCGGCAAGAGCUGCCGCCUCCGGUGGAUCAACUACCUCCGGCCCGACCUCAAGCGCGGCAACUUCACGGAAGAGGAGGACGAGCUCAUCAUGAAGCUCCACAGCCUCCUCGGCAACAAAUGGUCCCUGAUUGCUGGAAGGCUGCCGGGCAGGACGGACAACGAGAUCAAGAACUACUGGAACACUCACAUCCGGAGGAAGCUGCUGAGCAGGGGAUCGACCCGCCCGCCGGCGCCGUGCCAGGAGGAGAAGGCCAUGGUGAUGAAGCCGGUGAAGCGGGAGGCCGGGCUCUGCUUCAGCUGCAGCCUGGGCCUUCCCAAGAGCACCGACUGCAAGUGCAGCAACUUCCUCGGGCUCAGGACCGCCAUGCUCGACUUCAGAAGCCUCGAGAUGAAAUGA
Messenger RNA from Miscanthus lutarioriparius, 543 nucleotides. Lineage: Eukaryota; Viridiplantae; Streptophyta; Magnoliopsida; Poales; Poaceae. The record is from the annotation of a GenBank genome assembly.